UUAAACUGAGUUUGAGUUUAGGAAACUCCAACCCAAACCGACAUAGUGUCCUUCCUAUCUACAAUCAACCAUUUGUAACUCCCUGUAACAUGAAACGAUAAACUCCUCUUCCACAAAUACAAAUCCAUUAAGUGGCCCAACCCCGUCCCCACAAAUUUCUAUUGGAUCCUUCAAGCCCGGAAUCCAAAGUAUCGGGCCCAAAUUUUACAACCCAUCCACAAAACAAGCACACUUUCCACUUCUCGCUUCCUGCUUUCCCAGCGUCUAUCCUGUCGAGGCAACGAACAAACGCAUCGUAAAAGACCACAUCCGUGGCAAAUCCUCGACUUCUCACUUUCGUCCCUUCGGGGACAUCCGAUAAAAUCGACUUCUCAUUACCCUCCAGAUUCCACAGCUCCAUUGGAUGAUCUUUUCUCUUCUCUGCCCCCCAAUCCGUUCCUUCCCACACCCCAAAACCAGAGAACAACCAAAUUAUGAACACUGGUACUUCAUCUCCAGCACUACUAUUGCUUGCGAUUAUGAUCCUUCCGUACCAGGCAACCGCCGCCGGAGCCGGCGGCCUACACCCUCUCGUCCUGGUUCCGGGCGCCGGCGGGAACCAGCUGGAAGCCAGGCUAACCGCCGGUUACCAGCCUUCCAGCCUAAUCUGCUCAUUCUACCCGGUUUUGAAACAGAAGGGCGGGUGGUUCAGACUCUGGUUCGACCCCACCGUGCUUCUGUCCACGUUCACCCGCUGCUUCUCCGAGCGAAUGAUGCUUCACUACGACAAGGAAUCCGAUGAUUUCCGUAACACACCUGGCGUGGAGACCCGAGUCUGCAACUUUGGAUCCACUGAGUCGCUGCUCUGCCUCGACCCUUCUCUCAAAGGAAUCACGGCUUACAUGGCGCCAUUGGUGAAUACCCUGGAAGAGAUGGGCUACGUGGACGGCGAAACCCUCUUCGGAGCCCCUUACGACUUCCGCUACGGCCUAGCGGCAGAAGGCCACCCAUGUCGAGUCGGAUCCAAAUAUCUCUCGGACCUGAAAGCCCUAAUCGAGAAGGCUAGCACAGAUAACGACAGAAAGCCCGUAAUCAUCCUGUCCCAUAGCCUCGGUGGGCUUUUCGUCCUCCAGCUCCUGACCCGCAGCUCCCCAUCCUGGGCCAGGCAAUUCGUCAAACACUUCAUCGCCCUAUCUGCCCCGUGGGCCGGCGCUGUGGACGAAAUGCUCACCUUCGCUUCGGGGAACACGCUGGGAGUGCCUCUGGUCGAUCCUCUGCUGGUCAGGGGAGAACAGAGGAGCGCCGAGAGCAACCUGUGGCUCCUCCCGAACCCGAAACUGUUCGGGAGGAGGCCGCUCGUGGUCACCCCGAACGCGAAUUACUCGGCGUUCGAAAUCGAGGAGUUCCUCGAUGGGAUUGGGUAUCCGGAAGGUGUUUAUCCGUACAGGACUCGGAUUAAGCCCUUGGUUGAGGAGAUUGACACGGUCGAGCCGCCUCCUGUGCCGAUCACGUGCGUGAUUGGGACCGGAGUGGAUACAGCGGAGGUGCUGGUGUUCGAAAACGGGUUCGGUGACGAUCGGCGGCCGGAUGUUGUUUACGGGGACGGUGAUGGGACGGUGAACUUGGAGAGCUUGUUGGCAUUGGAGACGCUGUGGUCGAACCAGUCGGUUAAGGUUAUUAGGGUGAGCGGCAUUUCUCAUACAUCGGUACUCACUGAUGAAACGUCGAUUCGUGAGAUUGUUGGAGAGAUUUCUUCUGUUAAUUCGUAUGCUCUGAGCGAGAAAUGAAGACUGCUGCAACUUCAGUGCUCCCAAUGAAGGUUGUUGGUACCAGGGAAACUGAAGGGGGCACUAAUCGAUUCGACCAUACAAUAAUUGUUAAUUGAAAUUAUUUGGGUUACGAUGUAAAAAUAUUUCAAUGUAAUGAACCUUUUGUUUAGAUGACUCCU
This is a messenger RNA of Linum tenue, 1927 nucleotides long. The record is from the annotation of a GenBank genome assembly. NCBI's taxonomy places the organism in Eukaryota, Viridiplantae, Streptophyta, Magnoliopsida, Malpighiales, Linaceae.